UUGCUGCAGCCUAGGACUUUACCACCAUGCUGUUAUUGCUGCGCUUUUCAUUGUAUUAUAGUGUUAUGCCUGGCAACCCUGAUACUACAGUAGAAGAUACAGAGGCUCUGUGCUAUAAAAAUGUAUUUGAGUUUAUAGCUGGUGCACAUUAUAUACCAGUGCACAUCUCUGCCAGGCAUGGAGAAGGAGGUAUUCUGUAAGCAUGGUCUUUGGGAGUUUCCUUGUCAGCAUUAUUUGGGAUCAAAGCAUUUGCAACAUAUUAAUCUGGAAUUCACAGGACCCCAGCUGGCCACCACGAGACAAAUCACAGAUGCAGAUAAACUGCAAAAGGUCAUCUGCGAACUUCUCGAAACAGAGCGCACCUAUGUCAAAGAUCUAAACUGUCUAAUGGAGGGAUAUCUGAAGCCUCUACAAAAAGAAACGUUCCUCACACCAGAUGAGCUGGAUGUUCUCUUCGGGAAUCUGACUGAAAUGGUAGCAUUUCAGGUAGAGUUCCUGAAAACUCUUGAAGAUGGAGUAAGGCUGGUUCCAGACCUGGAAAAGCUUGAAAAAGUUGAGCAGCUUAAGAAAGUGCUGUUUUCCUUGGGCGGAUCCUUCCUUUACUACGCCGACCGUUUCAAGCUGUACAGUGCCUUCUGUGCCAGCCACAUGAAAGUCCCAAAAGUACUGGUGAAAGCCAAGACAGACACUGCUUUCAAGGCAUUUCUGGAUGCUCAGAAUCCCAGACGGCAGCACUCUUCCACGCUGGAGUCUUACCUCAUCAAACCCAUCCAGAGGAUACUGAAAUACCCUCUCCUGCUGAAGGAGCUCUUUGCUCUGACUGAUGUAGACAGUGAAGAAUAUUAUCACCUUGAUGUGGCCAUAAAAACAAUAUCCUGCUGUAUUAAUUUGUAG
This is a messenger RNA of Lagopus muta (rock ptarmigan), 894 nucleotides long. Its product is annotated as rho guanine nucleotide exchange factor TIAM1-like. Gene Ontology annotation, biological process: positive regulation of axonogenesis; small GTPase-mediated signal transduction; activation of GTPase activity. The record is from RefSeq and is a predicted model, not a curated record. The coding region runs from base 178 to 894 and encodes 238 amino acids. The transcript has 2 exons. Gene Ontology annotation, cellular component: plasma membrane; synapse; cytosol. NCBI's taxonomy places the organism in Eukaryota, Metazoa, Chordata, Aves, Galliformes, Phasianidae. Gene Ontology annotation, molecular function: guanyl-nucleotide exchange factor activity.